Molecule: messenger RNA, 1003 nt
Organism: Pistacia vera
Lineage: Eukaryota; Viridiplantae; Streptophyta; Magnoliopsida; Sapindales; Anacardiaceae
Exons: 2
Coding region: 115-645 (176 amino acids)
Source: RefSeq, a predicted model, not a curated record
GUACAAACACCUGCCUGGUAAGCUGUAAUAGUGUAGGAGGGUCCCUUGUAGAAUUUAUUAGGGUUUCUUUCUGGGUCUUUUUCCUUCUUUCUUUUCAUGUUGUUUUGAAAUCUCAUGGCAUGUUUAGACAUGUACAACUCCGAGCACAAAGGUCGCUGCACUCCAAUGAGCCCAAGAAUCUCCUUCUCUAAUGAUUUUGCUGAGUCUCAACAUAUGAUGAAGCAAGAGAGGAGCACAAGAGAGGCUCCAGUCUCCUCAGACUUUGAAUUUUCAGUCACAAACUACUCAAUGAUGAGUGCGGAUGAGCUGUUUUUCAAGGGUAAACUUUUACCAUUUAAAGACAACUGCAAUAAUCAAAUGCACAGGACUUUGAGGGAAGAGCUUCUUGCUGAGGAUGAUAAUGAUAGUCAAGUGUCACUGAAGCCCCCAAAGGGUUAUUCUACAGGGUGGAAGGGAUUUCUGGGUCUCAGGAGAACCCACAUUGGCUCCAAGAAAGCUGAAAAGAGUGAUGGGUCAGUGGGGAAAGUUGGUGAAAGUAAAAAGUCUAUUUUUGCUAAUGAGGAUAACCAUGUUACCACUAAGACUUCAAAGGAGCUUCUGAAUGAAGGAGGGUCAAGUUGCAGGGAUUUGGAGAUUGGGAUAUAGUAGUCUUGUUCAAGGUGGGUGGGUGCUGUAGAGAUGUGGAGCAAAUUUUAUAGAAACUGGUGGGGUUCAUGCAUUUUCUACUACUUUUAGCGGAGGUUCGGAUAGACUUAGAUUGUCUUAAUUCUGUUAGUGGGUUUGGGUUUAACUCGGUUUCAUUUGGAGUUUGACUAUCUGUAUUUCUAUUAUAUGUUAACUAGAGAAGUUGGUGUUUUGGCUGUUUUCUUGUACAAAAUGUUUGCAGUUGAAGAACUUCUUCUGUAUCAGGUUAUGCACUGAUUUAUAAGUCUAUCUUUAUGUUGUAGUCGGAUCUACUUAUGUAAUUUCUUUGACUUGGAUCUAUCGGUGUAGUAUUAAUCAA